GAUCAUUCUAGUGUUCGCGACGACGACGAUUCGCUGGACGACAUCGCAGCAAGUCGCGACAUUUUUCGCUUUCAACAAAAGUGUUUUAAUCGCGGAGAAAACGGGAUUAAAAAGUGUGUGUUUUCCUGUGCUGAAAGCAACCGCAGUAGGCUCUUUGUUCGUGUCCAAGUGAAAAGCGGGUUUGUUGCGUCAGCCGGAACUGGGCGUCUUUUGCUGGAGCAGGAAAAGUUUGCAUUUCUUUUUUCCCGAAGGGGUCAGCGGAAAGAAAAAAGAUGUCUUCUUCGCCGUACAUGAAUAAUAUCAACAACAGCAGCGGCACUAGCGCUAGUGGCCACCAUCACAACAACAACCACAACAACAGCCAAGAGUACGGCGCCGAUCUGCUGCUGGACGGGGGUGCCCCGGGGGAAAGCAACAACCAUCACGCGCAGAACGAUCCGUUCCUGGAGGACGGACCGAUGAUGAUGGGGGCCGCCGCCGGGGCACUCGACGAUGACAACGUUGACGACAGCGAGGAAGACACGGAAGAGGCCAGCGAAACGGAGAUGGGUUCCAGCAGCAACCACCGGAACGCGGACGAACCGAUCGAGAUCAAGGAGCAAAUGUACCAGGACAAGCUGGCCUCGCUCAAGAAGCAGCUGGACGAGCUCCGCUCCGGCACCCACCCGGAGUACCUGCGCCGGGUCAAGAAGCUCGAGCACCAGUACAGCGAGCGUAUCCGGCUGAACGAAAUCUACCGCGAGUACCUGAUCAACUGCGUCGAGCGGGACUACAUCCUGGAGAAGAACGCCGCCGUCAAGGAGUACGAGGAGAAGAAGGUGGACCUGAAGGAGAACCUGAUGACGGACUUUGAGGACCGCCGGAAGAUGAUCGAAACGGAGCGGGCCACGAUGGAGCUGACGGGCGAUUCGGUGGACGUGAAGCCGACCAUCACACGAAAGCUGCGCCGCCGUCCAAACGAACCGCUGCCGGUGCCGGAGAAGCGUCGCAAGCCGACGACCGGGCAGUUGGUUCUGCUGCUGGACGAGAAGGAGGUCGAGAACGAUUUGAAGCUGAUUAGCCGCGGAAAAGCGGCGCAGGUCAUGAGGAACCAUCAGCAGCAGCAGCAACAACAGCAAGCUAACGGCGGAUCCGGAAGUGGUUCGUCCAACUCUCACGCGCAGAUUGCGCCAAUCACAAACAACGGCACGGCGUCGAUCGUCAACAACAGUGUCGUUGCUCCCUCGUCGACGAUCCCGACUCCGACGCCGCUCAUCAACGCCAGCUACCAAAUCAACAGCUCCUCUGUUGGUUCUAGCGUGGCGGCACCGUCUACGACGACGACGGCCACUCCGUCGUCAACGGUCACUUCCAGCGAGCUGACGCUGGCUUUGCCCCAAUCGACGACGACCCCGGCCGUCAGCAGCAGUCCGGUCGUCGUCGCAGCUUCACAACCGUCGCCGGUGGCGACACAGACCGCGUCGCCCGCGCCGACGACGACGACGACCCCGGUCAACGGUCAACCACCGAUGGCGGCCGUGGUUCCGGUCGCGUCCCAGCAGAAUCCAGCCCAGCCGGCGCCGCUGGUCGAGACGCGCAUCGAGGACGGCAAGCUGCUGUACGAGCGCCGCUGGUUCCACCGCGGCCAGCCGGUCUACGUCGAGGGGCGGGACAUUCAGCGCUUCUCCGCCAACAUUUCCGCCAUCGGCAGCGAGGCCAUCUGGGUGAAGAAGACUUCGGACGGGCAGAAGGUGCGCAUCUUUACGAACCAGCUGAGCCGCGGCAAGGUUUCGAUCAAGCGGCGCGCCAACUGAACGGUUCUUCUUUGUGUACUGUUCGUCCCCAUCCAUCUUUUUUGUCUGUUUUGUGUCGCGCGAUCUCAACUCUUUAACUACUUGAGAGCCAGAGAGAGAGAAAAAGAGAGAAAGAGAAAACAAAUCUUAUGUGAAAAUUACAGAAGAAAAAGUACUUCUUCAAAGUCGAGUUCUGCAAACAUGAACAAAACAUUUGCGUAAGGUAAAUGGCAACACGAUUGAUACUGAUUUGAAUUACUUGAACAAUGAAUCAUUCAAAACUUGAAUAAAAAUAAACCAAGAGAGAAACAGAGCAGAGAAAUAGGUAUUGUACUAGCCAGCUUAGGCAGCAGAAGCAGCAGCAUUAGAAGUCUGUGUGUGUGUGAACGAGAAGUAAAAGUAAAGAUGUUUUAAAACCUG
This is a messenger RNA of Culex pipiens pallens (northern house mosquito), 2192 nucleotides long. RefSeq names its product sin3 histone deacetylase corepressor complex component SDS3. Gene Ontology annotation, biological process: negative regulation of transcription by RNA polymerase II. The coding region runs from base 273 to 1793 and encodes 506 amino acids. Gene Ontology annotation, molecular function: histone deacetylase binding. Gene Ontology annotation, cellular component: Sin3-type complex. NCBI's taxonomy places the organism in Eukaryota, Metazoa, Arthropoda, Insecta, Diptera, Culicidae. The transcript is spliced from 3 exons. The record is from RefSeq and is a predicted model, not a curated record.